AUGUCUCCAGACAUUGCCAAGUGUUUCCUGCUUCUGCGGCGGAGCAGAGAAGGCCAGCCGGCCGCGCGCCGCGAAGAAGACCCCCGCGGCAAGAGGGGGGAGGAGGCGGUGACCGCGGUGGCGAUGCCCGAGGCGGGCCGCGACAGCGAGCAGCCUUGGCCGCCCGGAGGCCUGGGGUGCGGGGCGCGCGGGGAGACCGGAGGCCGCGGCCUCCAAGAGUCCCGGAAGCAAAGGAAGAAAUUUUUAUAUUGUGAGCCACAUAAGAGAAUUAAGGAAGUACUGGAAGAAGAACUUUAUAUUAAGAGAGAUGAAUGCCACAUUAAACAUCCACCUGCAGUGGUCCUGGAAGGGAUUUGGAGCAUUAAAAGGAAUCUUUCUGUGGGAGGCUUGAAACCAGGACUGCCAAGCAGAAACAGUUUACUGCCACAAGCCAAGUACUAUUCGAGGCACAGAGGGCUACGAAAAGACCUUCCAGCACACAGGCUCAGUGGGGAGGAAUCUUGCACUGUCCUUUCUUCUAGACAGAUGAUCUGCGUUUACUAG
Molecule: messenger RNA, 543 nt
Organism: Mesoplodon densirostris (Blainville's beaked whale)
Lineage: Eukaryota; Metazoa; Chordata; Mammalia; Artiodactyla; Ziphiidae
Gene: C7H11orf97
Product: chromosome 7 C11orf97 homolog
Exons: 5
Coding region: 1-543 (180 amino acids)
Cellular component (GO): ciliary base
Source: RefSeq, a predicted model, not a curated record